AUGUCUCCUCACAUCACUGUCCUCCCAGCCUCAACCAAAGCUGGUCGAGAAACAAUCCGCGCUCUCUUAUCCUCUAACAGCAAACCUUCUGUUAGGGCUAUUUAUCGAGAUCCAGCCAAAGCACCACCUGAGUUCGUCCAGAAUUCAAACUUCGAAGCCGUCAAAGGUGACGUUGGAGAUGGUGAUAGCCUUGAUUUUACAGGCUCAAACGCCGUCUUUUACAUCCCACCUCCCAUUUUGGAUGGAACAAACCAGGCAGAAUGGGCAACUCGGACCGCUACCAACGUGAAGAAUGCUCUGAAGAAGGCAAACGUUGACAGACUUCUUAUCCUAUCCGCUAUUGGAUCCCAGAACUCUAGCGGUAUUGGUGUCUUGUGUCUGAACCAUAUUUCGGAUGAAAUCUUGAAAGAUGCUGUGCCAGAGGUCAUAAUUAUCAGACCAACUUAUUUCUUCGAAGACUUUGCCCCUCUUCUUGAUGUUGCAAAGGAAGAUAACCCUACCAUAUACUCAUGGAUUACACCCAUUGACUAUAAGUUUCCAAUGGUCGGACUCAAAGACAUAGCCUUAAGCUGCGUCAACUCCCUCCUCUCAUCACCCGCCAAGCCAAGCCCACAUUACUACAAGUUAUUCGGCCCACGAGCUUACGGUGCCAACGAUCUCAAAGAGGCAGUGGAAGAAAUUACAGGGAAGAAGGUUGAAUUAAAGCUUGUCGAAAAAGACCAGCUGCUCGAUUAUUGGAAGCAGAUUGUCCCGGAAGCUCAUGCUGAGGAGUUUAAGGAGAUGACAGUUGCUGGCUUGGGCGACGGGGUUAUUGGUAAGGAUAUCAAAUAUGAUGAGAACACUGUUGUGGGAGAGCAGGAAUUGGUUGACGCUUUGCGAGCUUUGUAUAAGAAGUGA
Molecule: messenger RNA, 897 nt
Organism: Fusarium coffeatum
Lineage: Eukaryota; Fungi; Ascomycota; Sordariomycetes; Hypocreales; Nectriaceae
Exons: 3
Coding region: 1-897 (298 amino acids)
Source: RefSeq, a predicted model, not a curated record